Messenger RNA from Oppiella nova, 759 nucleotides. NCBI's taxonomy places the organism in Eukaryota, Metazoa, Arthropoda, Arachnida, Sarcoptiformes, Oppiidae. The record is from the annotation of a GenBank genome assembly.
AUGGUGUACAACAUUGACUUAAGACCAAAACGUAUAACAAAUCCAAGUCUCCUAGAUUACACCAACAUAGUUAUCGAUACGAUUAACAAAAUGCAAAAUCCGCCAAAUUGUCGCUUAGCAAGCAAAUUUGUUUGCAUAUUAAAGAUUAAAUGUGGAUUUGGGUGUACCAUGCACCACUACGCCUAUUGCCUAAUAUUAGCCCUCAAACUGAACCGGACACUUAUUAUACCCGAGACCAUCGCCAAUACGUACACAUCACACAUGAAAAUGCUUUUCCGACCCAUAAGUGACACGUGUUUGGACUCAAACGGAGACAACAGCAUCACAUGGGAAGGGAUGUCAGACCAGACACACCAUUAUUAUCAAGUGAUUGACUUUUAUUUUGGCUAUGAUUCAAAGGGAUAUCUCCAGGAUUUGAAAAAUCUCACACAAAUAAUACGUCAAUUGCAAUCCCUGUCCACUGAACCCAUUCCUCUAUUCAUUGGACAUAUAAUCCGCAAAGGAUUCAAUGGAAACACCCUAUCGUUGGCCUACAUGUGCGACGGACUGACAAACCUCCACGCAUUCAAUAACAUACGAAACAGUUAUGAAUCGAUUCGUAACUUAAUUGUCGAGAUUUUGGUGUUAAGUGAAUGCGAUUACAUUGUCUGCACCUUCAGCUCAAAUAUCUGUCGUUUGGUGUUUGAGUUACGGAUGAGUCGUAUUAACAACUCAUUAGCCUUUCAAUCAUUAGAUAGAAAAUAUUAUUAUCGUCCCUGA